Scatophagus argus is the source of this 1555-nucleotide messenger RNA. RefSeq names its product UDP-galactose-4-epimerase (gene gale). NCBI's taxonomy places the organism in Eukaryota, Metazoa, Chordata, Actinopteri, Scatophagidae. The coding region runs from base 189 to 1241 and encodes 350 amino acids. Gene Ontology annotation, biological process: beta-D-galactose catabolic process via UDP-galactose, Leloir pathway. Gene Ontology annotation, molecular function: UDP-glucose 4-epimerase activity. The transcript has 11 exons. The record is from RefSeq and is a predicted model, not a curated record. Gene Ontology annotation, cellular component: cytosol.
CUCUGUUCCACGUUUCACAGGAAGUAAAGAAACGUCUAAAGGAAAGAAGGGAAACUUCAGUAAAUGAACUAACAGCUAAACAUUCGUUCAUUCUUCGCACUCACACUUUUCCUGCUUCUCCUGACCAGGUUUAUCAAGACACUCAACAAUUACUACAAUUCACUUUGAUAUCGGCAAACAGUCAGAGGAUGGCAGAGAAGGUGCUUGUCACAGGUGGAGCGGGCUACAUUGGGAGUCACUGUGUGGUGGAGCUCAUCGAAGCAGGUUACCAGCCAGUUGUAGUAGAUAACCUAAGUAACGCUGUGAGAGGAGAAGGUGGCAUGCCAGAGAGCAUACGUAGGAUAGAGAAGCUCCUGGACACCAGCAUUGAGUUUCAUGAACUGGAUCUUUUGGACAAACCUGGACUGGAAAAACUCUUCAAGAAGCAUUCUUUCAGUGCAGUGAUGCACUUUGCAGGCCUGAAGGCUGUUGGGGAGUCAGUGGAGCAGCCAUUACGCUACUAUAGAGUCAACCUCACUGCUUCCAUGAACCUGCUUGAGGUGAUGCAGGCUCACAGGGUGCACAAUCUGGUCUUCAGCAGCUCAGCAACGGUGUACGGAGACCCUCAGCACCUUCCCAUCAACGAGCAGCACCCCGUGGGCGGCUGCACCAACCCCUACGGCAAGACCAAGUUCUUUAUCGAGGAGAUGAUCAAGGACCACUGUAAAGCUGAGAAGAACUGGAAUGCAGUGCUGCUGCGCUAUUUCAACCCAAUUGGAGCUCAUUCCUCUGGCCUGAUAGGAGAGGACCCUCAGGGGAUUCCCAAUAACCUGCUGCCAUAUGUCGCCCAGGUUGCCAUUGGGAGAAGAAAGUACCUCAGUGUGUUUGGGAAUGACUAUGACACACUUGAUGGGACAGGUGUGCGAGAUUAUAUCCACGUUGUAGAUCUGGCAAAGGGACACAUAGCAGCUCUGAAGAAGCUGAAGGACGACUGUGGGUGCAAGGUUUACAACCUGGGAACAGGGAGAGGCUACUCUGUGCUGCAGAUGGUGAAAGCCAUGGAGAAGGCAUCAGGCAGGGAGAUCCUGUACAAAAUUGCCCCACGUAGGGAAGGAGACAUAGCGUCAUGCUUCGCUGACCCUCGUCUAGCUGAGACCGAACUGACCUGGAAGGCCGACUUUGACCUGGAAAGAAUGUGUGAGGAUCUGUGGCGCUGGCAGUCCAUGAAUCCAACAGGAUUUUGUAAUGGCACAACCUCUUGAUGCAACUCCAGCCUUUUGUGUCUUCUAAAUCACCUGGCCAAAGCAAAUCAACAACUUUCUCAUUUUUGCUUAUCACAUAAACAAAUGAUAAAACAUUCAAGGGAGCUGAAUGUUUUACUUUUUAUCACCUGUAAUUUUCUAUUUGUUAUAUACUCAUGGUUAUCUUAUUCUCAAACUGAUUUGAAGAAAUGUAUAAAAAAUGUCUUUUUGGGUGCUGUGUGUUGUUAUUUCAGAUUCACAAUUGAUAUUUAAUCUAUUAAUGUAUUGAUCUGCAAGCCAUAACAAUGAAAGAAUAAAUUAAUUUUCUUACUGAG